Molecule: messenger RNA, 1945 nt
Organism: Myxocyprinus asiaticus (Chinese sucker)
Lineage: Eukaryota; Metazoa; Chordata; Actinopteri; Cypriniformes; Catostomidae
Gene: triobpa
Product: TRIO and F-actin binding protein a
Exons: 12
Coding region: 153-1787 (544 amino acids)
Biological process (GO): positive regulation of substrate adhesion-dependent cell spreading; actin filament organization
Cellular component (GO): actin cytoskeleton
Molecular function (GO): actin filament binding
Source: RefSeq, a predicted model, not a curated record
AGCCAAACUUCUCGGAAGCUUACAGCCACAUGAUCGACUGAAAGUGACGCUUUUCUUCUCACAGAUGGUACUAUCUACGGUUUUUGUAGCGAAAAUUGUGCAACUAUAACCUAGCCGUUUCUUCCCUCUUUCAUGCCAACAACCGGAUACCCAUGUCGCGUGACUCUCUGAUCUAUAAAAAGGGAUGGAUGUAUAUGCUGGAUGAAGAUGAAGAGUGGAGGAAGUAUUGGUUUGUGAUCGCUGACUCAGGACUGAGAUACUAUAGAGACUCUGAGGCUGAAGAGAGGGAUGAGGCAGAUGGUGAGAUUUAUUUACAUCACUGUCUGAGAGUGGAGGAAUUUGAUGCCGACAAGAACUAUGGACUUCAACUGCAUAUGCGUGAUGGACUGGUGACUCUGUCUGCGAUGACCUCCAGAAUCAGGAGGAACUGGAUCGACAUCCUGAGAAGAAGAAUGUCCUUCAGGGAUUCAGCUGAAAUCAUCCAACACCCAGACAACGGUGAUAUCAGUGAUAGAGAGAACUCGAAUACACCAUCUCGAACCUCUUCAUCACCACCACAUCAGCAUGACCCGGGGUCUGAUGUCACUGGUCAAUAUCACGAUGAACCAGACAUGACGUCCUCACCGUUAACUAAUCGAAGGGAGGCGGGCGAGGGCCGUGACAGAGAACACGAGAGACGCCUCGAGGACCGGACCAAGUGGUUACAGGAGGGAGUGUCAGACAAAGAGGGUGAGGACCCCUGGGAUAAGGUGGAGUUAAAGAAAGGUGCUGUAACUUCAGUCAUUCUGACCCGGCAAGAGGUCCCCGAUGCUCCAACAGGGCCGGACAUCGAGAGGAAGUGGGUGGACUUUGAGCAGCUACCAUUUGGAGAGCCAAGGUCGCUGUCGCUGGUUGGUUCCCAGACUCCACAAGCGAUGAAUGAGCUGCUUCAGCGAGAGGUUCUGUCUCUGAGGCAGCAGAUCGAGGCUCUUCGCCAGGGUCAUGUGGCGGCCGGUGUCACGGGUCUCUGUGGUCCUGAUGCGCCCUGCACUGUUAGACUGGAGCAAAUGGAGCGAGAGCACAGAGAGAGACUGCAGGAGAUACACAAUGAGCACGAGAGAGAACGCAGAGAGAUGGAGAGAGACAAACAGAGACUGCUGCAGGAGGAGGCACAGAAUACUGUUCAAGCUGUGGAGGCUCUGAGGAAAGCUCAUAAGGAGGAGAUGGAGAGACUAAAGGGACAUGGAGAAGAACAAACAGACCCCUCCAUCAAACAACAACUGCGCAAGUCUGUUUCUCUGCAGCAUGAGUUAGACGGUCUGUCCGAGCAUUACUCACAACAGUGUGUGGAGCUCAACCACAUCAACCACAACAGCACUGAAGAGAGAGACGGAGCAAUCCAACAGAAGGAGAGAGAGAUGGAGCAGCUCCGUAGAGAGAACCAGGAACUACAGGUGUGUCUGACCGAGGAGAUAAGUCUCAUGAGGUCCUUCAUCACAGGUCAAAGGUCAGGAGUUGUGCCCCUUGGUGGCUACGAAAGGAGCACUUCAGAAUUAGAGAUGUUUUUGCGAGUGAAGGAGGGCGAGGUGGAAUAUCUACACAAGGAAAUCAGCUGUCUAAAGAAAGAGGUUCAAAGUCUUACUAAGGAGAAUGAGACGUUGAGCGAGCGCUAUAAGGAGGUGUAUGUGGAGCUGAGUGAACUAAAGGGCCGCAGUGAGAGAGAAAUCAAUUCUCUUAAACAACACCUCAAUCUCACCAAUGCUGCUCUGGAAGAGGAGCAUCUCCUAGGCAACAGCACUGACCAAUGAGAACGUGAAAAGGAUUGCACUUGUGCACCAUGAAGAUGCAUUGUUUUUUGCCCCUCACUAUGGUCUUGUUUACGUAUUUGUUAGAAACAUCAAUGGUGCUGAAUUUGAAUUUAAUGACUGGAAUAUUUAAGUUAGUACAAUAAAAACUCUUUCUUGUG